This is a messenger RNA of Drosophila subobscura, 2537 nucleotides long. RefSeq names its product G protein alpha q subunit. The record is from RefSeq and is a predicted model, not a curated record. The transcript is spliced from 8 exons. Gene Ontology annotation, biological process: adenylate cyclase-modulating G protein-coupled receptor signaling pathway; phospholipase C-activating dopamine receptor signaling pathway. Bases 391 to 1452 code for a protein of 353 amino acids. Gene Ontology annotation, cellular component: heterotrimeric G-protein complex. Gene Ontology annotation, molecular function: G protein-coupled receptor binding; guanyl nucleotide binding; G-protein beta/gamma-subunit complex binding. Lineage: Eukaryota; Metazoa; Arthropoda; Insecta; Diptera; Drosophilidae.
CAAUAGCCAAAGAGAGCCUGUCGAGCGGAUUGUGGCAGCGGGAGGAUCGGAGAGUGAGCAACGCCAAAGUACAAAUGCAUAAAACGAAACUGAAUCUAUAACUUAGAGCCGGGUAUCAAGCAAUUCCCCUGAAUGCGGACGUAUUCAGGACACAAGCACCAAUCCAAUCCAAUUUAGACGCAGCAACAGAAGCAACAGCAGCAGGAGCAGCAGCCUCAACAGAUCCCCCAAACAAUUAGAUUAGCCUACAGCAGAGAGAUAGAGAGACAGACAGGCAGAGCUCUGUAGCCAGCAACUCCUCAACUCAACGUAAUCAUCAAAUUUUGUAAGCGUAACGGAGAGUCGUCGUAGUGGCUGCAGCACGCGUAAGCGUCCAUAAAUCUAGUUAGCAUGGAGUGCUGUUUAUCGGAAGAGGCCAAGGAACAAAAGCGCAUCAAUCAGGAAAUCGAGAAGCAGUUGCGCCGCGACAAGCGAGAUGCGCGCCGAGAGCUUAAAUUGCUCUUGCUCGGCACGGGCGAGUCCGGCAAGUCAACGUUCAUCAAACAGAUGCGUAUUAUCCAUGGCAGCGGCUACUCGGACGAGGACAAGCGUGGCUACAUCAAACUGGUCUUUCAGAACAUUUUCAUGGCCAUGCAGUCGAUGAUCAAGGCCAUGGACAUGCUUAAGAUCUCCUAUGGCGUUGGAGAGCAUAGCGAACUGGCCGAUCUGGUGAUGAGCAUUGACUAUGAAACAGUGACCACAUUCGAGGAUCCAUUUUUGAAUGCCAUCAAAACGCUAUGGGCCGAUGCAGGCAUCCAGGAGUGCUACGACCGUCGUAGAGAAUACCAAUUGACAGAUUCAGCCAAAUACUACUUAAGCGACUUAGAGCGCAUUGAACUGCCCGACUUCUUGCCCACUGAGCAGGAUAUUCUGCGUGCUCGUGUGCCAACCACCGGCAUACUAGAGUAUCCAUUCGAUUUAGAUGGCAUUGUGUUUAGAAUGGUGGACGUGGGUGGUCAGCGAUCGGAGAGAAGAAAGUGGAUUCAUUGCUUUGAGAAUGUGACAUCAAUCAUAUUUUUGGUGGCGCUAUCGGAAUACGAUCAGAUCUUGUUUGAAUCUGAUAACGAGAACCGAAUGGAGGAGUCAAAAGCUUUAUUUAGAACUAUUAUUACGUACCCUUGGUUCCAGAAUUCAUCAGUUAUUCUCUUCCUGAACAAGAAGGACUUGUUGGAGGAGAAAAUUAUGUAUUCGCAUUUGGUAGACUACUUUCCCGAAUACGAUGGUCCACAGCGAGAUGCAAUCGCGGCCCGCGAAUUCAUACUGCGAAUGUUUGUAGACUUAAAUCCAGAUUCCGAAAAGAUUAUCUAUUCUCAUUUCACCUGUGCUACAGAUACUGAAAACAUAAGGUUUGUGUUUGCAGCUGUUAAGGACACCAUUCUGCAAUCGAACCUUAAGGAAUACAAUUUGGUCUAAACUGGAUUUGGACCAGUAAACUAUUUUUGUGAUUUUUACUAUAUAUAUAUAUAGAUAUAUAUAUAUUUAUGUAUAUAUGCAAGCACACCCCACGCAAAACACAACCCAAAAAAAAAACAACAACAACAACCAUGUAUAUGUAUAUAAAUAUAUACAUUCAUAAUUCCUUUUUCGCAUAUUAAUUAAACACAAAAAACAAACAAAAGAAAGCGUGAGAAGCGGUGGAGUACGGAUGUGGGGCCGAACACUAAGCAUAAAAUAGACCCAAGACCCAAGAAAGUUUCGUAAAGUAAAAAUUGUAAUAUCAGGAACCGAGAAAUUGUAGCCAAAAUAGAGCAAGAGCAACAGCAACAGCAACAUAUACAUACAGCUACUGCAACAGGCAACAACAAGAAAACAACAACAAAUUUGUGUUUAAUGAGAGAAAUGAAUUAUGUAAUAACACACAAAAUCUGAUACAAGUACUAAUAAUAUUUAAACAAAUUUAUUACUAUAGAAGAAACUUUUGUAAUAAAAACCGAAACAAGAAUAAAAACCAAAACUAAGUAACUUACAUUUAAUCAAAAUGCUUAGAGAUCGGAACAACAAACGGAAACAAUUUUUGUCGUACUGAACGAAUGCCAGAACAAGACAAAACCAAAAGAACGCAAAACAUUUACUGAAGAAACUGCAAAAAAAAGGAAAAUGUAACCUACACACCAGAUACAAGAACUUUUGCAUAAAAAAAACCCCCCGAAUAAAUAUAUAGAGAAUGCAUAUACAUAUAUACCGCAAAGAAUAUAUAAAUGUAUGUAUAUGUUUGGGUGUUUCUCAUAACAGUUUCGAGGCAUAUUGCAUAUAAGGAGUGUAAAAAUAUACAUACAUAAAUUCAGAUAAUACAUGCUUAAGAGAAUGAAUAAUAAAAGCAAAAUCAUGCAUAAUACUGUAUUUUGUACUAGGCUAAACCGUAAGACCGUAAAACCCGUAAAAAGUAAAUAUUGCGACAAUUGUUUACCGACAUACAUACAUAUUUAUACAUACAUGCAUAUACAAACAAACAAACAAACAUAAUACAUAAUACAAACAAACAAGAAAAUCAUAAAUAU